GUCAACAGCUACCCUUAAUACCUGGGUACUUUUCAUUCUCGGUUUUGGGUUGACAUUGGGAGCUCUCAAUAUUCGCCCACAAAACAAUUCAAAGUCUCGAGAAAAUUGUCUCGACCAAAGUUUAACCUCAUCUUGUUGAAACUGUCACUCCUUCCUCAAUUUGAAAAUGGCAAUUUCUCUAUCAUUUUUCCCCAUCUUAUCGGCGCUGCUUCUUGCGUUAUCACUCCUUACAGAAGCAGCGACUGUUACUUAUGACUUCAACAUUACUUGGGUACGAGCGAAUCCCGAUGGCGCUCAUGAACGUCCAACCAUUGGCAUCAAUGGACAAUGGCCAUUACCUAUCAUGAGGGCAAAUGUUGGGGAUCAAGUAGUUGUUAACGUUGAUAAUCAACUUGGCAAUCAAACUACAACCCUUCAUUUUCACGGUCUUUUUAUGAACGGCAGUACUCAUAUGGAUGGACCUGCACAAGUAUCUCAAUGUGGAAUUCCCUCGGGCUCACAAUUUGUUUACAAUUUUACUGUAAACCAGCCAGGCACUUACUGGUAUCAUUCACACGACAGAGGGCAAUAUCCAGAUGGACUUAGAGCACCAUUAAUUGUUACGGAUCCAGACUUUCCCUAUGCGGAUGAGGUUGAUGAGGAAUUUGUCCUCUCAGUCUCAGACUGGUACCACGAAGAGAUGCAAGUUUGGAUUCCUAAGUUUAUAGGGGUUGCAAAUCCAACCGGAGCAGAGCCUGUCCCUCAAGCCGUUCUUCUCAACGAUACUCAAAAUCUUACUGUAUCGGUGCAACCCGGGAAAACCUACCUGUUUCGCAUGGUCAACAUUGGUGCUUUUGCUGGCCAGUAUAUCUGGUUCGAAGGCCACAACAUAACCAUUGUUGAAGUUGAUGGCGUCUAUACUGAGAAGGCAGAGGCAGAAGCUAUAUAUAUCGCUGCAGCUCAGAGGUACAGCUUUUUACUCACCACCAAGAAUGACAGCUCAACAAACUUUGCUUUUGUCACAAGCAUGGAUACGUCCCUGUUUGAUGUAAUUCCUGACGGUUUGAAUUGGAAUGGGACUGGGUGGCUGGUCUAUGACGAUACUAAAGCCCUUCCGGAUGCCGCAUUUGUUGACGAGUACAACGAUUUCGAUGAUUUCAAUCUAGUACCUCAUGACGGCAUGGCGCUACUCUCAGAGCCUGAUCAGAUUAUCAGCCUUGAUGUAGUCAUGGAUGUACUUGGAAAUGGUAAACCAUAUGCAUUCUUCAACAACAUCACAUACGUUUCCCCCAAGGUUCCCACUCUAUACUCAGUUAUGUCAGCUGGAGAGGAUGCUGUGAAUUCUGCCGUCUAUGGAGAGUUUACUCACUCUUUUGUCCUUGAUCAUCAACAAACAAUAGAAAUCGUCGUAAACAACCUUGACUCCGGCAAACAUCCUUUCCAUCUCCACGGUCAUAACUUCCAAGUAAUCCAGAGGUCCGAUGAAGAUGCUGGCACAUUCGAUUCUACCAACACAACGGAAACAUCAUAUCCAGCUGUUCCCAUGCGUCGCGACACAGUUGUUCUUCGUCCAACCGGCUACCUCGUUCUUCGUUUCCAAUCCGACAAUCCGGGAGUUUGGCUUUUCCACUGCCACAUCGAAUGGCACGUCGACCAGGGUCUCAUCGCCACCAUGAUCGAAGCACCUCUCGAGCUCCAAAAAUCUCUCACUAUCCCAGAAAAUCACAUCGCUGCUUGCCAAACUCGUGGUGUACCAUAUACAGGUAAUGCGGCUGGUAACACGGAAGAUUACUUGGAUCUGAAAGGUGCUAAUGUAGCGCCUGGACCGUUGCCUGCGGGAUUCACGGCAAAGGGUAUUGUAGCCAUGGUGUUUAGUUGCUUGGCUGCGCUUUUGGGUCUGGCUACUAUUACAUGGUAUGGACUUGCUGAGAUGGGGGAUGCGGAUAAGGAGGCUGAGAAGAAGCGGUUAGAGGGAAAUGGAAGCGAGAGUCAUGAAGGCGUCUUUGUUCCAGAGACUGUUAGGGUGGAGAAGUGAGUUGAUUUUCUAGAGGUGUGUGAUUUGGCUCGUGAUGCUCCGGAUGGAAACAUAGUGGGAAACGAAUACAGACUCCGAAAUGAUUUUCGGGAUAAAGAUUGAUUUUAUGGAGUUAAUGAGGAAAUGUACAUAUGAUAAAUGAUAAUACCCUGUUGAUAGCAAUGAUUAGAGUUUUUCUCUUAACCACUCUCGGAUUUCUAGGGCGCGGCGAAUGGUAGUUGGAAUAGAUGGAUUCUAUUAUGCUGUAGUUAUUGGAUUAUAUGAAGCGCAUCUAUGUCACCGUCAACAUCAUACUUUAUCUCUUCGCUGUCGAAUGAACAUUGAUCA
Messenger RNA from Botrytis cinerea B05.10, 2341 nucleotides. RefSeq names its product Bclcc13 (gene Bclcc13). Gene Ontology annotation, molecular function: copper ion binding; ferroxidase activity. Gene Ontology annotation, cellular component: high-affinity iron permease complex. NCBI's taxonomy places the organism in Eukaryota, Fungi, Ascomycota, Leotiomycetes, Helotiales, Sclerotiniaceae. The coding region runs from base 167 to 2014 and encodes 615 amino acids. The transcript is spliced from 5 exons. The record is from RefSeq and is a predicted model, not a curated record. Gene Ontology annotation, biological process: reductive iron assimilation; cellular response to iron ion starvation.